CUUUGCUUUGGGGGUUCCCCUGUUCUCAAGCACAGCGUGCGGUAUCUCAAUACUGCAAUAGCUUGAAGGAAAAGUUUCUUCUGCAUUGCAAACAGAUGAUUUAAAUAAUAAAAUAUGAUAUUGUCUGAUACUUUGUUUGAUGGAUCUUAACUGGGGCUCUAAUGCAAAUGCUGAAGAAGAAUCCAGCGGAUCAAGCUAUAAGAUUGAAGCUUAAAGCAGUGCAGAAGCAUAUUGCCGAACUUGGUUCCCAGCAGAAAAAAAUUGCCUCAGCUUCAAGAUCAUCACCAUCUACUAGUGAAACAGAAGCUUCUUCUUCACACACGUCUCCACUCAAAACAGAGAAUGCAUCAAAUAUCAAGUCAAAGCAAUCAUAUACUUUAAUUACAAUUAAGAAUGGUUCUCAGCCAGUGUACACAUCAAACAAUCAAACAAUUUCUGGUCCAUCCUAUAUUGGAAAUAGUAAUAGGCCAGUAAAUCUCAGCAAAUUGCCAGGAAAAUCAUUGAAUGCAGUUGACAAACCAUUUGUUCCUCAGUCAGCUGUAUUGGUUGUUACAACACCAAGCCAAAUUUCAGUGAACAAACCAGCAAUUAAAGCCACUGUUCCUGCUCCUAUUCCUAUAUCACUGUCAUCUCUUGUAUCUUCUGGAGGUGUUGUCACGCUUCCUGGUAGUUGGAAAAGUUCUGGAACGCAGGCAGCCACUGUGAAAAAUACUAAAGUAAUGGCGGAUGCAAUCGGGAGAUUGGUGCCUACAAAGCAAGUGCAAAUAAAAGUGCCUGUUGUUCAAAGCCCUGGAUCAAAUCCGGUCAUUAUUAUGCCACAGAAGACUCCUAUGAAUAACCAGCCAAAAUCAUUGUUCAGGUUGCUGCCUAAAGGUUGCCAUCCUAUACCAGUUAAUCCGCAAGGAACAGUAAUUACUCGAGGUCCACAAUUGAUGUUGCCAACAAACCAAGGCAACAUAGCUGCUAAAGUACCGGUAACUCAGAAAGCAGGAUUUCCAACGAUCAUCAUGCCCAGUGAUAGUAUGAUUAACAAGACAGGAGCUCCAUUACAACAAGUUCUUGUACAAAGAGUAGGGCAUCGUUCAACUGUGCCUACACCUACCUCGGUCACUUGGCAAGAUUUAUCAAGUAGAACUCCUGCCAUUCACAAACCAAGUUAUGUUCCAAGAAAAAGUUAUCCAAACAUAAAUAACGGUGUUGGAUCAUUUCAAAAGUUCAGGAUUUUAGAUGGAAAAGCACAGAUUUUGUCAAAAACUCACCAAGAAUCUACUCAAGGACACCCAUCUGCACAAGUCGGGAAUCAAGAUAAACCAAGAAAUAGUGCUUUAAAAGCAGUGUUGACAUCAAAACCUGUUGCAACCACAAGUGGAAUGGUUACUUUAGCUAGACUUGUACCACCUGUACCUGGAAACAGUUUCUUUCCUAUCAGAACACAAGAUACUGUAACUGGUACACAAGGCUCAGUCAUGGAAAAACGGUCGAUAAAAUUGGCAACGAACGAUAGUCCUUUUAUACCUGUGCCUGUCACUAAGAUUUCUUCUAUUUCAAAUAUAAGGCAAUCAAGCUUGGAUGAAAGCACAGAUUCUAUUAAACGUAGUGAUACACCUGUGGAUGAAGAGGCUAAGGAGAAAUUACAGUAUCUUCGUAAUAUUGAUUUAAUUCCAAAAUCACAAGCAAAUCAAGUAAGACGUCGUAGAUUCCGAAAACGAAGGGUUGCUGCGAAUCCAAUUUAUAGUGGUGGAAUGUAUAUAAGUAAUGAUCAUGAACCAAAAAGACAUUGUCCCGAUGUUAUGGCGAGUGCUUUGGAAUGCAUAACUGCACCUGAUGUGAUCGUCAAACGGCCGAGAGGUCGACCACGAGGCUCCAAAAACACGUCAACCUUAGCAGCACAAAAAGCAUCUACUUCAACUAGAAAUAUCAGAUCAAACUCGUCCACCUCACCUCUGAUGCCUACUCAUGUUGAGGAGAUAAAGCAAUUGAGAGGAAUCUUAGAUGUUGUGGCAUCUGCCUCAGAAGCUGUGACUUCUGCUGGAAUUUCUAGUGCAGACAUGGAAGUACAAGAUUUAUCUCGCCAUCCAUCUCGUCCACUACCUAAUUCAUCCCCAUUUGUUGGACCACAGUCCCUGUCCGGAGUAAGGUCUAAAUCUACAGAACUAGAAAGACCAGAAAGUCGUGGUGAUGAACAUGAAGACCAAUGUGCAAUUUGUGGGAAAACAGGGGAAGUACUUAUGUGUGAUACUUGUUCUAGAGUCUAUCAUUUAUCGUGUGCGACACCGCCAUUAUCCACUGUACCGCAAGGAAUGUGGAUUUGUUCGAAAUGCAAAAAUAACUUCAAGUACAACAAAUCAAAAACUGCAUGGUCUGGCAUAGUUACUGCUGUUCAUUCUUAUUGGGAACAUGAUGAGCAAAGGGAUUUAGAUAUUGCAAAACAUCAAGAUAAAUUAGAUGGUGUCAAAAAAGUUGUUGCUGCUCUGCAAAUGCAAACAAAAAGUUUAACAAAUGCAGUUAUGGGUAAAGUCAACCUGCGAAGUAAAGCUAUGAGAGAAAAACAUAGUUUGGAAAAGGAAAUAGUCGACUUCAGUACAAUUUUUCAAAAUGUGUGGAAAUUGCAAGCACAAGGCCACACUGGAUGAGACACGAAUUUCAUUUAUUUUUAUUUUACAUAACCUCUUUCACUCAAGAAUAUGAAUGCCUGGAAAUUCGGAAUAAAAUAUGCCAUGUAUUUGCAUCAAUUCAGCAAUUGGAAAUUAGUGGAAUCAAUAAUGAUAAUUUUGUCACUAACGCUUCAUUCAGUUAAUUUUAAAAUAAAAUUUGUCUAUUCUGAAUGGUCAUUGAUGUUCGUAUCUUGUCAUAAAUUUUUUUAAUUAAAUUUAAAAUAGCAUCUAUUCUAAACUGAUCUAGUUUAGUUCGACCUAUCCCAGAAACUAUAAAUAACCACAUCUGCAGUUGCCAGUUAUGAUAGUAUCGCAAUUUUCAUAAUUAACGCAAUUUGUUUGAAAGAGUUUUUCAAAGUUUUUUCCUUUUAUUUUGUGCAACAAUUACAUGUUUUCUUGUAAAAUUAUGAUUUUUCUUUUAAAUACUCCCUUUAUUAUUGAGUCUAUUUUGAAAGUAAGCAGACAAUGGUGGUUUCUGUUAUACUUUUAACAGGAGUUUAUCAUCUCCCAAUGAUAAAAGACUGGGCGUUUUCGUUGGUCAUUCUUUGAGCACUCCGUUUGCGUUGUUACUAAAACAGUCAAUUGUCGCUACGUUUAUUUAAUCUUUUUUGGAUAUUCAACUUUUGAAUCCCAUAGACUUGUAUAAAAAUACUUUGGUUGUUAA
Messenger RNA from Styela clava, 3318 nucleotides. RefSeq lists its product as uncharacterized. The record is from RefSeq and is a predicted model, not a curated record. NCBI's taxonomy places the organism in Eukaryota, Metazoa, Chordata, Ascidiacea, Stolidobranchia, Styelidae.